AUGUCUACUCCAACCUCGUCACAACCUAAAGUCUCCCUUUCACUUGCUUACCAACAGGAUCUAUUUGAAGAAGUCUGCGAGCAGGACCAGCUUGUCAUCCUUGCUAGAGGUCUCGGCCUGUUACACAUCGUCACAAGUCUGCUACAUAAAUAUGACGCGGUUGGGAACAACCUUGUGUUGUUGAUUGGUGCAGAUGAUAGAGAGAAUGGAUGGCUCGGAGAAGCUCUCGCUGAACAUGCGGUAAGAUCGGGAACCCCGGAGGCGAGGGGCUUAAAAAUUAUAAAUACCGAAGUUGCAAGUGUUUCUGCGAGAGCGGAGAUGUACAAGCAGGGCGGCAUAUUCUCGGUCACCUCAAGAAUUCUGGUAACGGAUAUGCUGACGGAUUUGAUGGACUGCCCGAAGAUAUCUGGAGUGGUAGUCCUUCAUUCUGAAAGGGUCAUUGCGACUUCUACCGAAGCUUUCAUUCUUCGAAUAUACAGGCAGAAGAAUCAAGAAGGGUUUCUCAAAGCUUUCUCAGAUAAUCCAGAGCCUUUCACAACUGGUUUCGCCCCUUUAGCUACUAUGAUGCGGAACUUAUUCUUGCGAUCACCCUCACUAUGGCCGAGGUUCCAUGUAACGGUUGCGAGAUCGUUGGAAACUAAGAAGGCGGAGGUGGUAGAGCUUGAGGUCGCAAUGACUGACUCAAUGCGAGAAAUUCAGACUGCGGUUUUGGAGUGCAUUGAGACUUCAAUUAGCGAGCUGAGGAAGUCGAACAGUUCUCUCGAGCUGGACGACUGGACUGUUGAUAGUGCGCUCCAUAAAUCUUUUGAUGUUGUUGUACGGCGGCAGUUAGAUCCCGUAUGGCAUCGGAUUAGCUGGAAGACUAAACAGAUCGUCAAUGACUUGACCGUUCUCAGGAGGAUACUACACUGUCUUUUGACAUACGACUGUGUGACUUUUUACCAGUAUUUGGAAACAAUUCUCGCCACGCAUGCGCCUCCACCAGGCUCGACCCGCUCGUCUCAAUCGCCUUGGCUGUUCCUUGACGCUGCACAUACGAUAUUCACUCUUGCAAAACGGAGAGUUUACACGGGGAAAGCAGACCUAAGUAAGAAGGCCUCAGGGAAAGUACCGCACGGGCUUGAGCCGGUAUUGGAGGAGCUUCCAAAAUGGGACAUGCUUGCAGAGGUGCUUGACGAAAUCGAAAAAGAUGGCUAUUUUAAUCCGGCAUUUAGCCAGUCUUCCAGAAGCACACUGAUAAUGUGUAGUGACGAAAGUACCUGUAGACAGAUACGCGAGUUCCUUCAAACUAUGCAUGAGACACCCUUGGAAGACCUUAUAAACCAGGAUGACGAGCUGGAGGGGAAACCCAACCGAGCUUCUGCAGCGUAUAUGAUGCGGCGGAAGCUGCGAGCAUAUUUUGCUUGGAAGCCAGAUUUUGCAAAGCUUACUCCGCCACCAAACAAACGACGAAGAGUUCGUGGAGGUGCAGCAGCAGCAGCUAGUGGGCCGAAUCGUCAAAAUGCGGGGGCGGUUCAGGUAACAGAAGAGCAAUCUGCACAGGUGGCCGCUUUGCUUGCCGGUGUUCAGCCGACGGAAGGAGAGCAGAAUUUGAAGCAGGAAAUCGGAGUAGAUUCCUUUGAGAACAUGGAAGACUAUUAUGAGUUUUAUGAAAUGGGCGAUCUCACUGUGGUCCACCCCUAUGAUGGGGAUAUGGAUGAGCGUUUGUUGGGUGAGCUUCAUCCUAGAUACGUUAUCAUGUACGAGCCCGAUCCCGCUUUCAUCCGGAGGGUAGAGGUCUACCGUAGUUCACACAAAGACCGGGAGGUUAGGGUAUACUUCCUCUACUACGGUAAGUCCGUGGAAGAGCAAAGAUAUUUGAGCGCUGUACGGAGAGAAAAGGAUUCGUUCACCAAGUUGGUCCACGAAAAAGGAAGCAUGAGUGUCACCCUCACCUUGGAUGCGAAAGCCAUCGAGGACCCACAGGAGGCUUUCCUUAGGACAGUAAACACUAGGAUAGCUGGGGGCGGCCGCAUAACGGCGACUGCUGUUCCUCCAAGGGUAAUUGUCGAUAUACGAGAGUUUCGUAGUUCGCUACCAUCUCUAUUGCACGGGAGAAAUGUUGAGGUCGUUCCUUGCACUUUGACUGUCGGCGAUUACAUUCUCUCUCCGGACAUAUGCGUUGAAAGAAAGUCGGUCAAGGAUUUAAUAUCUUCAUUUAAGGAUGGGAGGCUUUACACCCAGUGCGAGAACAUGCUACUAUAUUACAAGAACCCCAUGGUGCUCAUUGAGUUUGACCAAAAUAAAUCAUUCAACCUGGAGCCCUUUGCGGAUCUCACGGGAAGUAUCAGCCAGCAUGAUCUCCAGGCAAAACUAGUGCUACUAACUAUAGCCUUCCCCAAAGUUAAACUAAUCUGGUCCUCAAGUCCCUACCAAACAGCGGAGAUCUUUGAGGAAUUGAAGAGAAAUCAAGGGGAGCCAGACCCACUAGAAGCGAUCAAACUUGGUCUAGAGCCCGGCGAAGAAAUCGCUGGCGUCUACAACCAAACACCCCAGGAAAUCCUGCGAUCAAUACCCGGGAUCAACCCUAAGAAUAUCAAAACCGUCAUGUCAGAGGUGGAGAACCUGGUCGAGCUCAGUAAUAUGGAGGAGAAAGAUAUAUCUGAUUUGAUCGGAAAAGAGGCCGGAAAGCAGGUUUACGAGUUUUUCAAUAGGUCAGCGUUUUCUUGA
Messenger RNA from Tuber melanosporum (Perigord truffle), 2709 nucleotides. RefSeq lists its product as uncharacterized. Gene Ontology annotation, cellular component: nucleotide-excision repair factor 1 complex. Lineage: Eukaryota; Fungi; Ascomycota; Pezizomycetes; Pezizales; Tuberaceae. The transcript is spliced from 12 exons. Bases 1 to 2709 code for a protein of 902 amino acids. The record is from RefSeq and is a predicted model, not a curated record. Gene Ontology annotation, molecular function: single-stranded DNA endonuclease activity; single-stranded DNA binding; damaged DNA binding. Gene Ontology annotation, biological process: double-strand break repair via single-strand annealing, removal of nonhomologous ends; double-strand break repair via homologous recombination; resolution of meiotic recombination intermediates.